AUGCCGUCCGAUGUCCUAUCGCCCGACGCACAGUCGGACCGCGAUGCGAAUCCGACGCUGAAGUAUCAAUGUCCGGUCUGUUCGAAACGCUACAAGCGUCGCGAACACCUGUCCCGACACACCAGCUCGCAUACAUCAGAGCGCCCAUACCGCUGCAACACGUGUGAUGGUUCUUUUAAGCGUGCAGAUGUCCUGAAACGUCACCUUCGAACAUGCGAUGGCGGAAGCUCGAGAUCUGGUGCUCGCCGACGCGCUUGUGAUCGGUGCGUCCGCCAGAAAAAAGCUUGCAGUGCCCAUCAGCCGUGCCAAGGUUGUUCCAAAAAGGGGGUAUUAUGUUUCUAUUCGUCUGUUCCGGAACCAUUCGAGGAUGCCAGCCUCGCUGAGGUUGUCACUAUUGAUGCUUCGUUCGGAAACUUCACUGGACAAACUGGAAAUUCCAUUUCGUCAACAGAUGCUAUGAAUCCCUUUGCUGGGACACAACAAGAAACCGGGAGUUUUGGGACUAGUCCGCUGGAUAAUCUCUUCAAUGAAUCAUUCUUUGGCUCUGCGGGCUCAAGCUGGCAAGAUUAUCUCCUUUCAGCCUCCGAGAGUGAGGUUCUUCGCGAUAACCCUCUCCUCGACACCGGCAGUAGCCACUCGCUACAUUUCCUCGAUCGAUUUACAAGCAACUCCGGCCUGGUCUCGAGUUUUGACUGCGGAACUGAGCUUCAACGCGAGAAUUCUGCUUCGCAAUUAGCACAACCCUACAGAGCUGGGUUUCCAGGCGGGUGUGGUGGACUCACCCCCCUGUUAGACAACCUCAGUGAUGCUAGUACUGUUGAUUGUAGUCCAAUCAAUUGGCUCGGCGACCCGCUUUCUCUGAAAACACAUGAGAUACUUCUGCUAAUCCAGGAGGUCGUAAGAAUCAAACCGAGAAAUAGUGCCGUGACACUCGAUUGGUCGGCGGCCCUCAAGAAUGCCUGCCUGCAAUUCUUUUCUCCCGCCAAUUUGCGAAGAUUUCUCGAAUUCUACUGGGCUAUUUGGCAUCCUAAUGUCAACUUCGUUCACGGACCUAGCUUUGAUGCGGUAUCGGCAAAGCCCGCUCUUUUGGCUUCUAUGGCCGUGAUGGGAGCAUGCGUCUCGCCAGAUAUGCCAGAUAAUGAGGAUGCUCGAACAUGGUUCAAUUGUGUCGAGGAGAUUGUCUUCAUCGACGAUGACUUCAACAGUGAUUCGGUCUGCCCUGCCUCGAGUAAUAUAGCCAUUCAUCGGCGAAAGGUACAAAUUCUCCAAGCUGCAUAUAUCGUCUGCCUUUACCAGAAUUGGGAAGGCACAGACUCAAGCAAAAGUCGGAUUCGGCGGAACCGAUUUGCUACCCUAGUCUCUACCGCGCGGGACAUUGGAAUCACUACUGCGACGCAUUUGAAUUAUGCCGAAAUGGGUCGACAUGAAUUCGAGUGGAAGGAGUUUGCCACUCGAGAGGAGUUGAUCAGAGUAUUUACAUGGAUUUUCCUCCUUGACACUGCUUUCGUCAUUUUCAACAAUCUCCCUCCUCGCAUGGUGAUUAAGGAAAUGAAGAUGCACAUGGCAAUGCCGGAGGCUUGCUUUCAAGCCUUGACAGCCGAUGAAUGCCAUCAGCAAAUACAAACCCACCGCCCAAGUGGAAAUGCGUACUGGAGUCUUUCCUUCCGCGGUGCCUUCGAAGCACUCGCAAAGGAUCAUCUAUCACCAAAUAUGCGCCACAUUAUCGCGGCAUCAGGGCCAUUGAACCUCUUCUCACUUACAUCCGCCAUUCAUUCCCAAAUCUUCCAGUACCGCAGCUCGGUCAGUAGCUCCCAGAAUUUGAAACCGAUACACAACACCCUCCGAAACUGGCGCGACUCCUGGCAGCUGUUUGCCUCGGUCUCUUUGGCAGGUGUCUCUCCUCACAUUACCAUGGGUGAUUGCAAUCCUCCGCCUCAGCUCAUGUGGAGGCGAAUUGGCUUUUGUCGGCAUUGCCCUGAAUUCUGGCUGCUGGCAAAGCUAAUGACGGAGCGCCUCGCCACAUUGGGAAGUUUGCAGCCGGAAAUUGAGCAUUUACCUCUUGAUGAUAUUGCUUUGGAUCCGAUUUUGAACCAGUAUGAUCAGACUAGUAUGCGGCAGGUCAAUAACCUGAUUAUUGGAUUUCAAACAUUUCAGUUGUGA
Molecule: messenger RNA, 2160 nt
Organism: Penicillium canariense
Lineage: Eukaryota; Fungi; Ascomycota; Eurotiomycetes; Eurotiales; Aspergillaceae
Product: putative C2H2 transcription factor
Exons: 6
Coding region: 1-2160 (719 amino acids)
Biological process (GO): regulation of transcription by RNA polymerase II; DNA-templated transcription
Cellular component (GO): chromatin
Molecular function (GO): DNA-binding transcription factor activity, RNA polymerase II-specific; zinc ion binding; RNA polymerase II cis-regulatory region sequence-specific DNA binding
Source: RefSeq, a predicted model, not a curated record